Molecule: messenger RNA, 1294 nt
Organism: Aspergillus uvarum CBS 121591
Lineage: Eukaryota; Fungi; Ascomycota; Eurotiomycetes; Eurotiales; Aspergillaceae
Exons: 1
Coding region: 56-1294 (412 amino acids)
Source: RefSeq, a predicted model, not a curated record
CCCACCAUUCCCCCUUGGCCGUCAUUCCCUCUUUGACCAUCAACACACAUCAAUCAUGGCAUUUCCGAUUCAGGACUUUCAUAUGCAGCAGGCCUUGCUGGAGAGGCAGCGCCAGAUGCGGCUAGCUCAAUUCGCAGAGAAACAGCAGCAGACAUUAGAAGUGCGGCGGCAGGCGCGACAGCUGUCAGGACUACCACCGCAGCCACAGCGGCCGGUACAACAAAAGUUCGGUCCAUGUGUGCCUCCACCGGUUCAAGACCCAGCCCUGGAGCAGGUCUUGCAUGAAGAACUGCGCCUAGUAAUGCUAGCCCGACAAGCGGAGCAUCUGCAGCAGAAUCAGCCCCAACAACUCCAGUCGCAAUGGCAGCCGAAACAAGGACCACCCCGACCACGAUCCUUGGAAGAGUUGCAGGCAUUUCAGACCCAGCUCCUGGCAAUGGAGCCGGACGAGCGUAGGCGGGCGAUUGAGCGUCGAAUGGUCGAGCGGAAGGCACAACGACAGGAGCAGCAGCAGCAGCAGCAAUAUCAACACCAAAAAGAAUCCGAGCAACCACCGCAGCCACAACAGCCACAACAGCCAGUACAACAGAUACAUCCGCUCCACGGCCCCUACGGGGUGUUUCAGCUUCAAUCUCAGCUUCAGGACUUUCGAAUGCAGCAGGCCUUUUUGGAGAUGCAGCGCCAGAUGGUUCUAGCCCGAUUAGAGGAGCAGCAGCAGGAGCAGCAGCAGCAGCAGCAGCAGGAGGAAGGACAGCACGGGGCUCCCAAUGUCUCCGGCAGUCCUGCAGUCAAAGAAGACACGAUCGGCGAUACCCCCUCCCCCAAGGUCCCUGUCCAUGUCUUCCAGGAUUACCAGCUUGGGCUCACACUGCAGUACCGGCGCGUGCAGCUGCAGCGCGCCUACCGGCAGUCGCGGGUCGAGCACCUGCUGGCCCGGCAGGAGUCUAUGAAGGACAGCUACGCGCAACUGCUUCGAUGGGGUCUCGAGCGGUCAUCGCCGCGCACAGAAGACGAGGCGGAGAUAUUGACGGACCUGAAGCGACUGCUGGAAGCCGGGUUGGUGGCGAUUCAGCGCGCCAUGCAGGAGCCGCCGACCGUCGAGCUUACCGACGAAGACCGGCAGCUGGACCUCCAAUUGAUCCAGCUGAAUCGAUUGCGGUACGGGGUGAGAGACAAGCACAUCGCUGAGGGCUUGGUCGACCCUGACGAGGGAAUCAAGAGGACGAUGAACACAAGGCUAAGCUCCGAGGGAUUCGAGGAUCUGAGGUUGCACUUGGACCGUCGGCUCGCCUGA